GAACUUUACUGGGAAUCAAAUCAAAGGCUGUAGUCUGGAGCCGGCAACGUCCAAAUGCAAGUUAAAGUUGGCUUUGACAGCGAGUCGAACCCACAAUCAGAACUGAAACCUAAAUCACACUCACAGACCAAGAGCAGAACUGCUGAUGGGCUGGACAGCACUAAAGACCCCUGUCUGAAAGUUCACUGCCCUCCUCACAAAGUGUGUGUGAGCCACAACUUCCAGACGGCCAUCUGCACCAAUCACAAACCAGCACAGCACAGCAUUAAACCCAGGAAAGGAAAUCCCCCCCAUAAGAAUUGGAUGGGACCUGUGAAACAUGGGAAAUGUAGGCCAUGUCCUGUAGUUCACUCAAGCUCGGUGUGCGGCUCUGACGGACACACAUACUCCUCAAAGUGUAAACUUGAUUUCCAGGCCUGCAGCUCGAGUAAGAGCAUCUCUGUGAAGUGUGAGGGUCCGUGUCCCUGCCUGCCAGGACAGGAAGUCAUCAGACCACACGCAGAGAAGAACGGUGAGUCACUUCCUGUUUGUUAGGAUGUUGAUAGGACUU
Messenger RNA from Sinocyclocheilus anshuiensis, 550 nucleotides. RefSeq names its product testican-1-like. The record is from RefSeq and is a predicted model, not a curated record. Gene Ontology annotation, molecular function: protein binding; collagen binding; calcium ion binding. The coding region runs from base 55 to 534 and encodes 159 amino acids. Gene Ontology annotation, biological process: anatomical structure development. Lineage: Eukaryota; Metazoa; Chordata; Actinopteri; Cypriniformes; Cyprinidae. The transcript is spliced from 5 exons.